This is a messenger RNA of Agrilus planipennis (emerald ash borer), 3251 nucleotides long. Its product is annotated as UPF0518 protein AGAP011705-like. Lineage: Eukaryota; Metazoa; Arthropoda; Insecta; Coleoptera; Buprestidae. Bases 208 to 2592 code for a protein of 794 amino acids. The transcript has 6 exons. The record is from RefSeq and is a predicted model, not a curated record.
UAUACAGAGGCAUAUUCAUAAUUUAUUAAAAUAUGUAUGUGUGAGUUGUUUGUGUGUGUAAACUUAUGUCAAUAAAAUCCUUUCCCUAUGUGAAAUGAGUUUAUUAAUAAUAAAUUCUAAAGAUUAUUUGUAUUAGUUCGCAUAUCUACAAAUGUAGAAUUCUUGACGAAGACGACUAAUUCGCCAUUGUUUAUAAGCAAUUAUAAAAUGGAAUGGUUACGCAAUAACAGUUUUAUUAGUGUAAAUCGACAAUCUCGUAAUAUUUUGAAUACAAACGAGGAGUGUGAUCCUGGAGCUUGUUAUGAUAGUUUUAAGGAACAUUGGUUACAAACCUAUAAAAUAAUUCAAAGAAGCCAGCAACUACCCAGUCAAGAUGAUGUCUUGAGUGUUGUAAAUCAUUUAGAACAAAUGGUUACUUUACUUGUAUAUGAUGUAAAAAAGGCUGAUAUGGUUGCUAAUUUAAAUAUUAGUGAUUCGAAAUGUUUGAAUUAUCUUUUGGAUUCAAGAAUUUUAGAACAGUUAUUUGAAUGGGGUAUAAGAACAGGAAAGUAUGCAAAUGCAGUCUGUCUAGAACAGCUAAAAUUUUAUGAAAUGUUAGUUUGUCAUGUGAGACAACUUCUACUAGCUCAUGAAACAUUUUUGAGGCCUAUGCUAAGGUUACUUAAUUCUUGCCAGUCCAAUGUUUUCCCAAAAGAUGUUGAAAAAUGUUUAGUUUCCUUAUUAUCCCAAAUUUGUGUUUUAUUAACACAAAACAGUGACAUGUUGGAGUUAUUUUUUACAACAGAACAGGGACGCCCAAAGUUUAUAAUUUUUGAUCUUUUGGUUACUUUCCUUCAUCGAGAGGACUAUUCUGGAAUGCAAGCAAGAGAUGCUUUACUUCUCUGUAUGUCUUUAACAAAGAAAAAUGAUCAGAUAGCUUCCUAUAUUUCUGAACAAGUAAAUAUAUGUGUCCUUCUUGCAACAGGAUUAAGUGGUCUCUACACUAUUUUACCAAAUGUACUAAGUGAUAUAGUUUCCCCUGAUUGGCAUCGUUUAACACCAGAUGAUGUAAAAGAUAUAAAAAACCUUUGUACAUUUAUAACAUCUUUGGAAUUUAGCAAUGCUGUUGCUCAAGUUUCUCAUCCAUCCAUACAAAAACAAAUGCAAGAGUUUCUUCAUAGAGGUUUUUUAAUACCUGUUCUUGGUCCUGCCCUUCUACAAACAGAUCCUGCCGAACAAAUUGCUGCAACAGCCUAUUUGGAACUUAUUUUGAGAACUGUAACCAGCCCCGGUUUACUUUAUUCGUUAUUGCAGUUUUUAUUGCAAGUACCAUAUGAUGGUCAGAAAAUGUUAGACAUACUUAUUAAAAGAAUAAAUUCUGAAAACCAAAUUAGCCUGGUUACAAUAUCCUUAUUUGAAACUAUAGUUGAUUUAAACUGUGAAGAUUUAAUGUUGGAGCUGGUUUUUCAGCAUUUAUUGCCAUCACUACAUCUCAUACUCUCCCACAGACAGAAAAUGUUGCUGUUAGAUCCCCAUUGUCACAGUUUUGAGAAAUUUUUAGCUUUAGCACCAAAUUGUAUUAAUAUAGAACAGUUACCAAGAAUUGAUGAAAAACCUAUUUUCUGGAAUUACUUUGGUGGUCAUCAAACUCUGUAUGGAAAUUAUCAUGCUUACUUAUGUGAUGCAAGAAGUAAAAUUACUUCGUGUCAAAUAGGAUGUUCUAACUGGAGUAAUUCUUAUAAUGGUUAUGAAGUCCCACUUUCUGAAACAAAUUUUUCAGAAGAUAAUGUGAAUAGUUUGCCUUCAUUGGGAGAAAGUAGUGGUUAUGAAAGUUUAAAAGCAAAACUAGAUGAAAAUAUUGACGAAACCAGUUGCGAUCUACCGAUUUGGCAAAUUUCACAGUCAAAUUUAAACAAUCAAAUAAAACAACAAAGCAUGAGUGUAACUUUGACUAAUGAUAAUGAAAAUUUAAACUCUACAUGUGGCGCGGGGCCUUUUUUAACUGCCGUUUUGGAAAAACUCAAAUGUUUUUUAUCAAAUUCGCUAUAUAUAAAUCUCCAUCUAACUGGCUUGAUUUCAAGGCUAGCAGUUUAUUCACAACCGUUACUUAGGUCAUAUUUAUUGGAUCAUAGUUUAGUUCUUCAGCCAAAUAUUCCUUCUUUGUUUCAGAUAAUAGGAAUUUUAAAAUUACAAAUUGACGAAUUUAUGGGCCUACAACCUGACAGUACAAGUCUUAUACGUCAAGCAAAGGAAUUCUUACUGGAAAGGGAAACUAGACUGAUAAAUGCACGUAGAAAUGCAGUGGAGAGAAACAUUUCAUCUUCACCAAGCAUUGAAAUUGAAGAACCUUUUCGAAGAAAUGGCUCUAAAAGAAGAAGCUUUACGUCAUCAUUUUCAUCUAUUUCAAAUAUGUUUGCAAGACGACCGAGCCAAAUAGACAGUAACAUACCUUUAAUAACAACGGGAGAAAGUAGUGUAAGUUAUCAUAUCGCAAAAUUUACUCAUGCGCAACACGUUGCCUUAUGUGCUGUGCUCUUAGACGAGUGGGUUAAGGAAUUGGCUGCCCUUGCUCAAGAACAUACUAUAGCCCAAUUGGCUGCACUUUUAAAAUAGUAUAUUUUAUCUAAACUAAAAUCUAUCGUGGUAUUUUAAAAGUACAAAACUAUGCGGCCCUAAAGUGUUCUCACUAACAAAAACUGACGAUAAGAAAAAAAUGUGAUCACUAAUUUUUAGCUUAAGUAUGAUAAUGUCCAUAAAGUCGUUUACAACUUUUGCCUCCGUGAAAUAUACAACAUCCAAUGGAUAUAUUACAUAAAGAAGUUUUGCAACCAUUUCAUACUAUUUUUAUAGUCCAUGUAUUUGUUGCUAGACGUUUUUAUUUUAUUUUUGUUUACAGUUCAUUGUUCUCUUAUUUAUUGCGUUAGUUAGUCUUAUUUUACUUUUUUUUAUUUAUCCCCAGUGAAUAUUAUGAAAGUAGGUAUCUUAUUUUUAUUGCAUAAUAUUAUUAUUUUUGUUUCUUUUUACAAAAUAUGUUUUGUAUUUCAUCAAUUCUUUAAAAGCGUAACUUUUUUUAUUCUUUAAACAGUUUUUAUUUUCUUAUGUGAUAUUUUGUUUAUAUGCCCAUAUUAAUAUUCCUUUUAGUUCUUAAUAAUAGAUUCUUGUAUCAAAAAUUGUUAUUAUAUUAACAAAAUAUUUUUCGAUUGAGUGAAUUAAUGCCGUUAGUUCCGAAGCAAUAUAAAACCUAGUCUUAAAGGUUAAAAUAUAAUAGAUAC